UGAAAUACUUCUGGUCCUAAGCAUUUCAGAUAAGGGAUAUUCGAUCUGUAUUAGAACAUUAUGUCCUGAGUCAUUCAAGCCAGUUAAUGCCAAAUUCUGUGGAUUCUGUCUCCAUAGUAGCUCUUCUAUUUUUUCUUUCCUCCUAUCUCCCUUUGUUACCUUAAUGUAGGCUCUUCAGACUAUCAGAGUACUUUUCCUGAAGUAUGAACCACACAGAAACUUUUAGCGACCCUUGUUGCCUACUGAAUAAAGUUAAACCUUAGCUUGGCAUUUUAGGUUCUCUGUUUGAUACUAGCUGUCCUUUAUAAUCUUUUCCCUCUCAUUCCCCCUUCAUCUCUCUUUAUGCUUUAGUCAGUUUAUACUAUUCACUGCCUCCUCGAUGGUGCUCUUCUUGUUGCCACCCUCCAGAACUUGUUCAUGUUAUGCCUUCCUCCUGGAACGUUAUCCUCCGAUCCCCAAUUUCUGUAUUUUGAAAAUAUAUAUCAUUCAGAAGAGUUAUUGUGAAGAUUAAGUAAAAUAAUAUAUAUGAAGUCAAUGAAAAAUCUGUGUAAUACAUGUAUUAAUUUAUUCAGUAAGUGGUAGCUAUUAUUAUGAUUUGGCUUUCUGUCACCCCAAAUAAUCCUUAACUUUGGAUCAUCUUGUCCAGGACCCUGGCUCUUUGCAGUUUUUCUAGGGGAUUAAUCCCACUGGGACCCAUGUUGGCGCCUACCCUUGUACUUCAGGUAACCUUUGAAGCAGACCUGGACCUACUACAUCUCUUUCAGAUGGGAAUAGUUUCUCAGCACAGCUGUAUUCAGAAAGACCUUAAGAGUUGAAUAGAAAGACUCUAGGCUUUGGAGUUUGAUUUAUGCCAGAUAACCUUACCAGCUAUGUAACUGAAUUUUUUUUUCUUAAUUUAUGAAAGGGAAUAGUAAUGCUUAUCUCACAGGGUUGUCGUACCGAUCAAAUGAAACAUUUGAGAAAAUAUUUAACACUGUCUUGGAGCAUCUAACUACUUAAUAAAUCUUUAUCUUCUUUUCUGUCUUAUCCCUGUAGUGUCCUCCCCUAGGACAUGAAGAAACAUACAUGCAAACCUUCAGGUAUAAAUGCAUGCACAUAAUCCUCAAACAUCCACAUAGGCACAUAGGUACAUACUCACAUAUGUACAUACUCACAUACAUGAACAGAAGCAUAUACAUCAGAAUCUCUACCUUUGAUAGUAGCCUGAUAUUGGAAUUUUUGUCCUAGAUAAAAUUUAUAUGGUAGGAUUUGAAUUUACUGUCUGAUGACUGUUACAUGGAAUCAUUGAUCUUGUACAUAGAGAGUUGGCUGUUUUUCCAUUUCUGUUAAUCUUAACAGUUUUGAUUUGAUGGUGUUUAUCUUUCGCGCUUUAAACUAUUUACUUUUUAACAAUAUCUAAAAGCUGCUGUUUUCUAUAGUUACAUGUCUCUCCUCUUUUUUCAGGUAUUUAUGCAGAAGUUACUUUCUCAAUGAAGCCUUCCUUGAGCUACCUCAUUUCUUGUGGUGCCCAUACUUAUUAGUAUUAGGCCAUACAUUUUUACUUAUUUAUCUUAUUUGUUGUCGAUCUCUCCAUGUGUGUUAGCCUAAUAAGGACACAGACUUUUUGUCUGUUUUGCUCACUGUCAUAUCCUAGCAGCUUAGUAGGUACUCAGUAAAUAUUUGAAUGUGUGAACUUCAGCACUGGUUUAUUUUCAAAACGUCUCUGUAUUAAUACAAUAAAGAUUCUUUAAGUGCUUUUGGUAACUGUAUACAGGAGACUUUUUAAAAAAUCUUUGGAGUAGUUGACAUAAAUCAACUUAAAUGAAAUGGAAAAAAGAAGUUUACAUACAAUUUUAUGGUUUGUGAUGUGGUAUUGGAACCUCUUUUUUGCCCAUGCCAAAGUUAUAUACACACGCAUUGAUACUUAUUCAGCAGCUGUUUCAUUAUAUAUUUUAUGCUAAGGAUGGUGCUAAGAAUUGGUCCCCUUCCUCAAGAAGUUUAUAGUUCAGUGAAGAGACAACCAAACUGCUUUUGCUUGGUUGUGUCUCAUCUUUACCACCUCAAAACAUUAGAGAGCCCUGAGGCUCAGUCUUCAAAUUUCUUUUCUAUAUUUGCUCCCAUUGUGAUUUUGUAUUGUCUCUUGGUUUUGUAAAUUUUAUGUACUUACUGAUGAUUCUCAAAUUUUUUCUCUAUCUAGGACCCUUUGUCCUUGGACAGAUUGUCUGCACUUGGAUGUAUAAGGCAUCUCAGAUUUAAUAUUCAAUACAGUCUCUUGAAUUUGGUCCCCAACAAGAGGCUGUGUCUCUAGAAAUAGCAUCUCUAUUCAUCCAGCUGCUCAGACUAAGACUCUUAGAAGUCAUUCUUGACUACUCUAUUUCUCACACCCUGCAGUAAAUCCUGUUGGCUCCAUCUUCAAAAUACAUGCCCAAAUGACCCAUUCUCUCCAGACCCGUGUCUGCUCUGCCCCUCCCCUGACCUGCAAGUUUUCGCUCAUUGAGAUUACUACAGUAGCCUCCUAUCUAGUCACCUGCUUCUACCUUUCCCCUCUGCACUGAUUUUAAAACAAAAAAUCUUGCCAUUUUUAUGCUGAAAAUCCUUCAAAACCUUACCAUCUGACACACAAAAAAAGCCUAAGACUUUCCCGUGCCUGUAAGACCUUAUUUAACCUGUCUCCUCCCAUACCCUUACUCCAUCUCUUACUAUCUCCUCCCUCUCCCCACUUUGCUUAUUGCUUUGUAGCCAUACUGCCCUCCUUGCCACUCCUCCAGUGUGCCAAACUAUCCUGUCUCAGGGCCUUUGCACAUUUUAUUCUUUCUGCCUGUCCGUCUCCUUCCCCAGAUAUCUGUAUGGCUUAUACCCUCAAUGACUUCCUUCAGGUAUCUGCUUAAAUAUUUUAAUUGAAAGGCCUUCCCUGCUUCCCUAUAUAAAAUAACAUUGACCUCCUCCCUGUCUCUACCCUCUGGGCCUGCCAUUCCCUAACUCUCUUAACCUGCUUUGUUUUCUUGAAUAGCAAUAAAUAUUUAUUUCUUCCAUGACAAUAAAUACUAUAUGCUUAUUUAAGAGUUUGUGGUAUUUGUCGUCCCUGUAUAUAUUGUACAACAGUUUCGUAUGGGCAGAGACCUGUUUUUAUUCACUGUUAUAUCCCCAGCACUUAGAACAGUGCCUCGUGUGUUUAGGCACUUAGUAAAUAUUUGUUGAGUGAAAUGCAACAAGUACAAAACAAUAUGAUCACUGUAGUAGAGAUGCAAGGUACAGUAGAAACACAUGGGAAAGAGUGACAUGACUACAUAGGAAUUGAGGAAGACUUUGCAAAGAUGCCCUUAAGCAGAGCUCUUUGGAGAGAAAAACAGGUAGGGCAUUUCAUACAAAGAAAAUAGCAUUGCAGAUACACAGAGGAAUGAGAGAACAGUGUGUUCAAGGAACUAAAAUAUAGUACUGCUACAGCAUAAUUUGUGGGGGUAAAGAUGAACUAGAUGAGGUUGAACAUGUAGUAGAUAGCACCUGAUCAUGGAGGGAUGGAGGGUUUUUGUGCCAGACUAAGGAAUUUUAGAUUUUGUCCUGUCAAGUGGGCAGUGGUAGAUAGUGUGAGCCAUUGAAGACUUCUAAGCAAGGGAUGUUUUAUUUAUAUUUAUUUAUACGUGUCUCUGUGUUUGUGUGUGUGUGUGUGUGUACGUAUUAAAAAGGUAACUAGCAACAUUGUGAAGGUUGAGUAUCAAAGCUAAACACAGCAUUUUAUUUAAGAUAUGUAUGAUUUAGGAAGAUAUGAUGUAGAAAAACAAUUACUAUCACAUGUGGGCGAGAGGAUAUUUCAUUUUAUAUUUGGACAAAAUCAUGGAUGUAUAGUGGGAAGAUGUUCUUGGCAUACUUGCAGUACAUUUGUGAAAGAGAAGAAAUGCACAAUGGAGGAUUAUUCUGUUUGUCUUUGAAAAUCCACCCUUUAAGAAAGAAGACUUUAAAAAAUUAGUUAACAGUUAUGUUGUAAGUCGUAAUGUACACUAGAAAAGUGCUUAAGGAGUACCAGUUAUGAAUCAACAAGAAAAGAUGUUACAGAAUAAAAUAAAUUGUGCUUGAAUGUCAACCUCCUUUCUUCGUAGAGGAACAGUUGGUUGUCAUUGAUAUACCUCCUGAUCUUGAUUUAUUGUUGAAGGAAAUAGUGACAGUUGUACACACAAUCAAAUCUAUACUGUUUGCUGUGGGAACAAUGUAUCUGCCUUUGUAGGACAAAUGUCUGCUUUUGCAUAUUGCAGGACUCCGCAUGCACAGAAUUUUUGAAAUGAGGGAUGAACUAUAAAAACAUUUCUUCCUUUCAUUCAAAUGUCCUAUAUUGCGACCUAGUUGGACUUUCGUUUAAAAAAAAGUCUAAAUUAUGCAGAAGGGAGACGUCAAAGAAAAAGGAGAGACUGAAGAACAAGAAGGCUGAAAGUGAAGCAAAAAAUUUAUUGCCAUAUCUUGGACCCCACAAAAUGAGAGAUUGUUUCUGUACCAUAAAUUUGGACCAGGAAGAAGUUUAUCGUACCCAAGUUGUGGAAAAAUCUUUAAGCCCAUUUUUCAGUGAAGAAUUUUACUUUGAGAUUCCAAGAACUUUCCAGUAUUUGUCUUUCUAUGUUUAUGAUAAGAAUGUUUUACAAAGAGAUCUCCGUAUAGGAAAAGUAGCCAUCAAAAAAGAAGACUUGUGUAAUCACAGUGGCAAAGAAACUUGGUUUUCAUUACAGCCUGUUGACUCCAAUUCAGAGGUUCAGGGUAAAGUUCACCUUGAAUUAAAACUGAAUGAACUGAUAACGGAGAAUGGAACUGUAUGCCAGCAGCUUGUUGUACACAUCAAGGCAUGCCAUGGGUUGCCUCUCAUAAAUGGCCAAAGCUGUGACCCUUAUGCAACAGUUUCUCUAGUGGGCCCUUCUAGGAAUGACCAAAAGAAGACAAAAGUAAAGAAGAAAACAAGCAAUCCGCAGUUUAAUGAAAUCUUUUAUUUUGAGGUAACCAGAUCCAGUAGUUACACCAGAAAGUCCCAGUUCCAGGUAGAAGAGGAGGACAUUGAAAAGCUAGAAAUCAGGAUCGACUUGUGGAACAAUGGAAACCUAGUCCAAGAUGUUUUCCUAGGUGAGAUUAAGGUUCCUGUGAACGUAUUAAGAACUGAUUCCUCUCAUCAAGCCUGGUACUUGCUACAGCCAAGAGACAAUGGAAACAAGUCAUCCAAAACUGAUGACCUGGGGUCUCUUCGAUUAAAUAUAUGUUAUACAGAAGACUACGUGCUUCCUUCAGAGUACUAUGGUCCUUUGAAAACUUUGCUGCUAAAAUCACCAGAUGUUCAACCAAUAUCUGCCUCAGCUGCUUACAUUUUGAGUGAAAUAUGUCGAGAUAAAAAUGAUGCUGUUUUGCCCCUUGUACGACUGCUGCUGCACCAUGAUAAACUUGUUCCUUUUGCCACUGCUGUGGCUGAAUUAGACUUGAAGGAUACACAAGAUGCAAACACAAUUUUUAGAGGAAAUUCCCUGGCUACCCGAUGUCUGGAUGAGAUGAUGAAAAUAGUGGGAGGGCACUACCUGAAAGUAACAUUAAAACCUAUUCUUGAUGAGAUAUGUGACUCCUCAAAAUCCUGUGAAAUCGAUCCUAUUAAAUUGAAAGAGGGAGAUAAUGUAGAAAAUAAUAAGGAGAAUCUGCGCUACUAUGUAGACAAGUUAUUCAAUACAAUUGUAAAAUCAAGUAUGAGCUGCCCCACUGUAAUGUGUGAUAUCUUUUAUUCUCUAAGGCAGAUGGCUACUCAGAGAUUUCCUAAUGACCCUCAUGUUCAGUAUUCUGCAGUGAGCAGCUUUGUAUUUCUUCGUUUCUUUGCUGUAGCCGUAGUAUCACCUCAUACUUUUCAUUUGCGACCUCAUCAUCCAGAUGCACAGACAAUUAGAACAUUAACUCUCAUCUCAAAAACUAUACAAACUUUGGGAAGCUGGGGGAGUCUGUCCAAAAGCAAGUCAAGUUUCAAAGAGACAUUCAUGUGUGAAUUUUUCAAAAUGUUUCAAGAAGAAGGAUAUAUUAUAGCAGUUAAAAAGUUCUUGGAUGAAAUUUCAUCUACUGAAACUAAAGAGUCCAGUGGUACGAGUGAGCCUGUGCACCUGAAAGAAGGUGAGAUGUAUAAAAGAGCUCAAGGAAGAACUCGGAUUGGAAAAAAGAAUUUUAAGAAACGAUGGUUCUGCUUAACAAGCAGAGAGCUCACCUACCACAAACAGCCAGGUAGCAAAGAUGCAAUCUACACAAUCCCAGUAAAAAACAUUCUUGCUGUGGAAAAACUGGAAGAGAGCUCUUUCAACAAGAAAAAUAUGUUCCAAGUAAUACAUACGGAGAAACCACUCUAUGUCCAGGCAAAUAACUGUGUAGAAGCUAAUGAAUGGAUAGACGUACUCUGCAGGGUGAGCCGAUGCAAUCAAAACAGGCUCAGUUUUUAUCAUCCCUCUGUGUAUCUGAACGGAAAUUGGCUCUGCUGUCAGGAGACUGGUGAAAACACUCUCGGCUGCAAGCCAUGUACUGCAGGUGUCCCUGCAGACAUCCAAAUAGAUAUUGAUGAAGACAGAGAAACAGAAAGAAUUUAUUCCCUUUUUACCCUCAGUUUACUUAAGCUGCAGAAGAUGGAAGAGGCUUGUGGAACUAUUGCAGUCUAUCAAGGACCACAGAAAGAGCCUGAUGAUUAUUCUAACUUUGUAAUCGAGGAUUCUGUAACAACCUUUAAGACAAUUCAGCAAAUAAAAAGCAUAAUUGAGAAGCUGGAUGAACCUCAUGAAAAAUAUAGGAAGAAAAGAUCCAGUAGUGCAAAAUAUGGGAGCAAGGAAAAUCCAAUUGUUGGGAAAGCAUCUUAGAGUUUAACAGAUUGGUUCAGAAGAACUGGAAAAUAUUAUUUUUCUUGGAGCUUUUCAAUUCAUCAUGUAUUUUGUUCAUGGUAUUUAAGAAUGAGCAUCCGCUUCAAUGUCAUCUGCCUCCACAUUGUAUUUAAUAUUUAAUAAUUGAAAUUAAUUGUUUGGGAAUCCUGGUAUUGAUGUAUUACUAGAGAAUUUAAAGCCCAAGAUUCCCUUCAUACCUGUGUGACCAAAUCCAUGUUUCUGCAACUUCUUUUUAAUCGAAAGAAUCUUCCUAGAAAAGCUUUGUAACAAAGGGAGAACUCCUCCGUAGCAAGAAACCAUCUCUUCUUGUAACACUCUGUUCUGUGGACUUGUUUUCACUACCAUCAGUGCCUGCUCUAUACUGCCAACAUUGUGUUUUACUAGAAAAUUCCAAUUCAUGACAGUUCAGAGCUUUUCAUUUAGUUCAUGUAGACCCUCCCACUUUAAAAAAGAAAAAAAAUAAGAAGUGUUUUUCCUUUGGUCCAUCAGUCAUUACAGGUUCCAUUCAAGACAGUGAUAGAAACUUUAGAAAACUGCCAGAGCAUACUUGAAAGUUGGUAGAUCCUUUUGCCUAAAGAUGUAAACAAAACUCAAGACAGAAGGAAUCAGGGAAUAUGUGCUAUUGUGUGCAUCUUGUUUACAUUUGGGAUCAGUGAUGGCAAAAGAAGUAAUGAGACCACUGAAAUUGUUUUCAUUGUUUUAAAUACCAGGUACUCAUUUUCUUGAUUUGAAAGUUUAACAUGACUUCUAAGGACAUCUCUUCAAAAAGAAAGUAAACAGGGAAUGAAGGUGGUGGGAAAAUCACUUCACUUCACCCACUAUUUCAUGUUGUAAUAAGGGCCACCAUAAGGAUGCCCUCCUCAUAGUGUUCGGUUCUGAUCUUCCUCGAGAACAGUCACUUGGCGCACUUUAAUAAUCUGGACUGCUCCAGAUUUGACUUUAGAUACUCCAUGGUAUCUAGUCUUUAUGAUCAGUUGAAUGAUCAGUGUUUAAGUCUAAAAAUAAUGCUUUCCUGAAAAUGUUUAUAUUUCAUUGCUGUUUCCUUAUUGCCUGCUAGCCAAAUGGAAUUUGGGCAAGCAACUCUUUGAAGACUUUUUUACCCUAGAAAUUUACUUUUGUCCUAAAAACCCUAACUGUAAAUAAGCAGUCGAAGCAAGUUGCCACCUUGAAGUUGAGGGAUACACUUUGCUUCAUCAGUAUUAAAAACCAUGGUACUCUUAUUUUGUCUUUUUUAAUUCAAAACAUUUUCUAAAUGUGGUACUUUGAACCUUGGAGUAUUUACAUGUUUCUGUUCAAAACUGUGACUUAUUAAUGUAAGUCUGCUAGUAGUACUUUUUUUGUCUGAGCAUAAGCUAUAUUUCAAGAUAUACUUUGCCAAUUUUGUUAUUGGUGGGUAAUCAUUUUUAAAUUAUAUUGUUAUUAGGUAAUUAUUUUUAAAGACUACUGGCAUACAAUCAAAGUUGUUCCAUAAAAGAAUAUAACUGAGCAAUGUAUUUCUCUAAAUGACUUGUAAAAAUCAAUGAAUUAUGUUUAAGUCUGCAUUAUGGUAGGUUAUUACUCCCAGCUCAUUUUAAAGACAAGUUUGAAAGAGUCCUUUAAAUUUUAUAAGCUUGUAGAUUCCAUAAACUACACUGAUUUAUACAUUUGAAAGAAUUUAGCCAUUUAAUAAAUUUCUUAUUCUCAAAUUGCAUUUAGAUUAAAAUUCCUUUUAAGAGUGUCUGAAAUGUCUGCCUGCGAAGAACAUGUAAACAUUGCCAGAUACCAGUCAUUAUUCUUUAGUGGCUUUUUAGUCCUCUGCUUUUUUUUUUAAGGCAAAAGAAAUAUGCAUCUAGCAUUUCUAAUACCAAAUCCCCAAUUGUGAUUGUUUUAAAGAUCAUGGUAUGAUCACAGGGACCAAGGCUGUGUGCAUAUAUAACUCUGGAUUUGAAAGGAGGAGAGUUCAGCCAUCUAGUUCUUUUCUUCACAUGACACUUUUAAACAGCCAGUUUGACUGGAAUUAACCAACUUGGCACAGCCUAAAAAAGGAGUAAUGUGAAAUUAAAUUAUUUUUCUUUGAAAGUCUUUUGAAAUAAGAGACCAUGUAAGUAGGACCCUAAGACAACCAAGGAAUUUGCUUCCAGGGCCCUCAUUCCUCUGCUGUUACUUACAAAUGUUUUAAUUUUUACUACCUGAUAUUCUUUCUCUACCUUUUCCACAUUUGAAAAUAUACAAGGCAGCUCACUUCAUCCUAAAAACCUAAAAACUCCAGGAAGGAAAGAAAAGGAUGAUAUGGGGAAAUUUGCCAUAAAUGCCGGUUCUGGUUCUUAGUUUAGCCAUUUCCAUCAGUUGAAAUUGUGGUGUGAUCUGUUGCUUGUUUCGUUGUUGUUUUGUUUUUGUGUAGCUUUGUUUUUUAAUAUUCAUUUAAUAAGAUGAUGGGCAAUAGCAAACAUUUUUACUCCCAGGAAUAUAAUUUAUCAAAUUGAACUAUUUUAUUUGCCAAAGAAACUUGUUUUUAAUAUCACGGGUAAUGGGUAAGUGUGAAAACUAGGCUUUUUUUUAUGAAACAAAAAAAGGUGACGAAUAAUAUGGCUUUUGUUUCUGUUUCUGAAGCCUGAUUUCAUUUAUGCCAGGUUUUGAAAAACAGAUCUUUUUCUUAAGUGAAAGCACCUUUAAUUUGCUCUAACGGUACAUCCUGUAAAGACAGAAUUCUGCAUAGCCUUUUAGGUGUUUUUACAGUAUGUGAAAAAUACAAGACUCAUUCUAGAGUUAAAUUACCAAUCUUGGUUGAUAUUAUCUGCUUCCAUUUUUAUUAAUUUGGAAAUUAAUAUGUUGCUAGUAAAUAUUGGUUUUUACAGUACCCAGUUUGAAAAUGUAAGUUAUCAAAACUUAAUGUAGUGAAUUUGUGUAACCAUGUUGUAUUGUUGAGAAUGUAUUUUUAUUUAAAUUUUAUUUUCUUAUCAAGAGUAUUAUAAAAAUUAACUUUUGUAACUGUCGCUUGGAAAUAACUCAAAUAAAUUACAAGAAGCCUGUC
This is a messenger RNA of Homo sapiens (human), 9852 nucleotides long. It is a transcript of the gene RASA2, whose product is annotated as RAS p21 protein activator 2. Gene Ontology annotation, biological process: intracellular signal transduction; negative regulation of Ras protein signal transduction. Bases 4260 to 6821 code for a protein of 853 amino acids. The record is from RefSeq and is a predicted model, not a curated record. Gene Ontology annotation, molecular function: GTPase activator activity; phospholipid binding. Gene Ontology annotation, cellular component: perinuclear region of cytoplasm; cytoplasm. The transcript is spliced from 25 exons. Lineage: Eukaryota; Metazoa; Chordata; Mammalia; Primates; Hominidae.